UGUCUCACAGAGACAGGUGUAGCCAUGUUAUCUCAUUCUUGCGAUAUUUUACCGAUGACUUUUCAAGUUACGUACAUAUUAAUAAAUCACAGAACUUAAGGACUGUCCAACAUCAGUGUUUGAUUGAAUGCCUUUCUCUAUCAGGGAUUACAGAUAUACAGAAGUAUCCUGAUAGGCCCCGACGUUACCAUGGAGAGAUGGAACCACAAUCCUGUAGAGCAAGUUUCUGUGAGCCACUCUGUCAAUAGUACAGAGGUCAAGCCUCAGAGAGAAGGAGAGGAACAUGAAGAGACAAAGCUUGUAGCCAGAAUCACCAGUGUAGAAAAUGAAAGUUCACUAGAACCACUGACCCUCCCUCCGUCCUGUGUCCUCUACAGCAACAACCUUAACGCCAUGGACUGGGAAGAGUGUGCGGAGUGUUCCCUGAUCAGAGAUUCAAUCACACAGUCCCCAGAGUCUACCAUCUUCUGGAACACAAUCAGGAAGGGUCCAUCUGAAGGAGGGUGUCACCGGAAGUAUAUUGCCCAUUUCAUGGCUGCUUUGAUGGACUAUGCCGACGAUCCAUGUCUGGGAGAGGAUAAGACAAUAGCCUUACUCAAACAACUUUUGCGGGUAGACAAAUCAGAUGUGACGGCGAGAGUUGAUUACUCCCACUUCGCACGCUUGGUCAAGUAUUUCGGACCUAUAAGGAGGAACGAUUGUGUCAUGAUAAAACAGAUCCAUGGCAUUGUACAGAAGUCGUCCAUAUUCACCAACAAAACGCGCAGAGAGACAGUAAGCUGGUUCGCUGGGGAUAUGACACGUGAAAUAGCCGAGUCCCUACUACACGGCCAGACCAAUGGUACCUACCUUGUCAGAAUGAGCCAAACGGAACCCGGAUGUUUCGCUGUCUCUGUGAUGUCAAGAGGAAUCAUACAACAUUUUGCGAUUGAGGCUGACGUCACGACGGCUUUGAGAAGCGUCCCCUAUAACGCCAAUUUACGACUGCAUGGUCUGUUGUAUCCGAGUCUGGUGGAGGCGGUCCAGUCCCUGAAGAGCCGGACAUUGUUAACUGAGGACGGAGUGGAAAUUAUGUGUAGAAAAUGCUGUCCAAACCUUUCCAUCAACGCUAUCGUAUCCGGAUAUCGGAAGUCAGCUAAACGGCGCUAACAACAUCCGAUCUGUAAUACGCCAAGUACCCAUCAAAACAGGCGGAAUCAAAACUACACUACCGGAAGUCUAUAUUAAAACACUAUCCCACAACCGGAAGUCUAUAUUAAAACACUAUCCCACAACCGGAAGUCUAUAUUAAAACACCGUACAAAAAAUGUACCUUUACAGAAAGUCAUUAUCAAAACACCAUGCCACAACCGGAAGUCUAUAUUAAAACACCAUCCCAUUACAGAAAGUCAUUAUUAAAACAUCAUCCUACAACUGGAAGACUACAUUAUGUAUGUAUGUUAUAUGUGUAUAAGUGUGAAUGCAUGACAAUGCAUCGUUUUAGAUUUAAGUCUUUUUGUGGACUUCGCCGCCAAAGAAACAUGUAGUCAGACUGCCCGCUGACAAAGACAGACGUUGACGAGUCCAGCAAAAACUAUUAGUUACAAAGUGUGUUCGGAUUGUCGAGUGAAUUUCUUGGCCUUUCGUAGGACUCCAGGAAGUAUCCUUGGCCCAUUGUUGGGCAGGCACAUGUACAUGUACCUUAUGUAAUAAUUGUAUUGUCUGUAAUUGAUUUGAUAUUCUAUACAAUUGAUUAUAGAUGUAUAACUACCGUAUUUAUAAACGAGAUAAAUUAGCUGUGAAA
Pecten maximus is the source of this 1783-nucleotide messenger RNA. RefSeq lists its product as uncharacterized. The record is from RefSeq and is a predicted model, not a curated record. The coding region runs from base 190 to 1149 and encodes 319 amino acids. The transcript is spliced from 9 exons. Lineage: Eukaryota; Metazoa; Mollusca; Bivalvia; Pectinida; Pectinidae.